This is a messenger RNA of Drosophila ficusphila, 868 nucleotides long. Its product is annotated as skin secretory protein xP2. The transcript has 2 exons. Lineage: Eukaryota; Metazoa; Arthropoda; Insecta; Diptera; Drosophilidae. The coding region runs from base 100 to 798 and encodes 232 amino acids. The record is from RefSeq and is a predicted model, not a curated record.
AUAAAAACGUCGCCCGGUGGACAAUUGGACAUCACAGUUCAGUCUGCCUUCCAGCUAAUCACACCUAGCUAACCCCAAUCCCCAAAAAAACCAAUCAAGAUGUUCGCCAAGAUUGUGCUCGUUGCUCUUUGCGUGGCUUCCGCCCAGGCUGGUCUGCUUCCCUUCCACGCUCCUGCUCCACUGGCUGCUCCUCUGGGAACUCCAUUCGCAGCUCCUCUGGGAACUCCAUUUGCUGCUCCUCUGGCUGCUCCUUUGGCUGCUCCUCUGGCUGCUCCUCUGGCUGCUCCUCUUGCUGCUCCUCUGGCUGCUCCUCUGGCUGCUCCAGUGGCUGCUCCUGUGGCAACUGCUGGUGUGGUGGCUCCCUAUGCCUCCAGCUACAAUGCGCACCGCAUCAACCACGCCGUAGCCUUCCCAGUGGCUCCUGCUCCCGCGCCAGUGGCCUUCGCUGCUCCAGUUUCCGCUCCCCUUCCCGUUCCCGUAGCUGCCUCUGCUCCGGCUCCAGUUGCCUUUGCUGCUCCUGCUCCUCUGCCAGUGGCUGCUCCUGCUCCCGUGGCCUUUGCUGCUCCCGCCAAGGUUGGAUUCGCCGCUCCUCUGGGAUUCGCUCCUGCUCCGGCGCCUCUGGCAUUCGCCGCUCCCGCCAAGUUUGGAUUCGCUCCCUUCGGCGCUCCUCUAGCUGCUCCCCUGGCGGCUCCAGCGCCUCUGGCCGUCGCUCCCAAGUUCGCCCCCCGCCCCGUACUUCUUCUAAGGAUUCUCAAGAGGAUCGCCCAGAUCACCACCAUCCGUCCUAUUAGCUCGUAGAACUUAGCCCAAAUCUUCAUCCCUAGAGAGCAGCAAUGCUUGGCGAAUAAACUAUUCAUUAAUCAAUUUA